Molecule: messenger RNA, 5360 nt
Organism: Rhineura floridana
Lineage: Eukaryota; Metazoa; Chordata; Lepidosauria; Squamata; Rhineuridae
Gene: TTYH3
Product: tweety family member 3
Exons: 14
Coding region: 549-2126 (525 amino acids)
Cellular component (GO): plasma membrane
Molecular function (GO): intracellularly calcium-gated chloride channel activity; volume-sensitive chloride channel activity
Source: RefSeq, a predicted model, not a curated record
GGAGGGAGGCCACCGCAGCGCCGCCGAGGCCUGCUCCGGGAGGCCGCGCCUCACCUUCCCUUCCUCAGCGGGGCGGCCUGACCGGCGGGCCGGAGGGCGACCAGGCGGGCCGGAUCCCCGCUCCUUUCCUGCUCACACCUCCGGGCGGGCGGCUCGGGCGGCGCCAAAAGGGAGCCGGGUGGUGGGCGGCGCCAGCCGGGGCGGAGGAGGCGGAGGGGAGGCUCUCGGCGAACAAAGAGCAGCAGGAGCCGGGCUGCGGGGGCUGCCGAGGGAGCCUCUGGGGCCGGGGCCAUGCGGGGCAGGAAGCCGCCACCUCCGCUGAGGAGGAGGAAGAGCAGCCGCUGGGGGGCAGGCCGGGCCUUUGUCGCCUGAAUCUCCCGGGGAGGCGAGGCGGCAAGGCCGGGCGGCAAGGCGCGGAGCGGAGGCGGUGCUACCUAUUUGCCCCUUAUGGCAGCGGGAAGAGGCUCGGCGUGAAGAAGGUGGCGCGUCGCUGAGGCGAGCCCCGGAAGCGAGAAGGAGCGUCUUGCCUCGCCUCUCCGCGGCUGGGCAUGGCGACGGGCGUGAGCUACUCGCCGCCCUGGUGGGUGAGCCUCUUGCACCGCCUGCCCCACUUCAACCUGCGCUGGGAGGCCGUCGCCGACGACUUCCGACCCGAGGACGCCGAAUACCAGCAGGCCCUGUUGCUGUUGGCUGGUGUUGCUCUGUCCUGCCUUGCUCUGGAUCUCCUUUUCCUCCUUUUCUAUUCCUUCUGGUUAUGUUGUCGCCAUCGGAAAAGUGAAGACCAUCUCAAUGCAGAUUGCUGCUGUACCGCCUGGUGCGUCAUCAUUGCAACUCUAGUCUGCAGUGCUGGCAUAGCUGUUGGCUUCUACGGAAAUGGGGAGACGAGCGAUGGCAUUUAUCGGCUGACGUAUUCCCUACGGCACGCCAGUCGCACUGUUGCUGGGGUCCAAGACAGGGUGAAUAACACUGCCGUUGCUCUGAACAAAACAGCAGAGCCAAGUUUGGGGGAGCUAGAAGUAAUGUUCACCAAACAGACAGAUUACUUGCAUGUGAUCCAAAAACUCCAGGGGCUCUUGGAUGAGCUGGUAAGGCAGACAACAGAGAUACCUUUCUGGAAGAAUGAUGAAGUCUCUCUAGAAGAUCUGGCAAAUCAUAUUGAUCUGUAUGACUGGUACAGGUGGCUGGGAUACUUGGGCUUGCUCAUGUUCCAUGUCCUAAUCUGUUUGCUGGUGCUAUUUGGACUAAUUAGAAACUCAAAGGCCAUUCUUAUGGGAGUGUGUCUUCUAGGGGUGCUUGCCCUCAUUGUGAGCUGGGGGUCCCUUGGUCUGGAGCUAGCCGUUGCUGUGGGUUCCAGUGACUUCUGUGUUAACCCUGAUGCUUACAUCUCUAGAGUGGUGGAGGAUCAUGCGGUGCUCACUACUGAUACUCUGAACUAUUAUCUUGUCUGCAAUGCUGGCUCCCCAAAUCCGUUCCAGCAGAAACUGUCAGGAAGCCACAAGGUCCUGGUGGAAAUGCAAGAUGAUGUACUGGAGCUCAUGAAGUCUGCCAUCAAAGAAUACCCCGCUUCCAAGGAGUACCUUAGUCGAAUCCAGGAAAUUCUGAACUCCACCGAAAUCAACCUGCAACACUUGACUGCUUUGGUGGACUGUCGGAGUCUGCAUUUGGAUUACAUACAAGCUCUGACAGGCUUCUGCUAUGAUGGUGUGGAAGGGCUUAUUUACCUGGUCCUCUUCUCCUUUGUCACUGCCCUCAUGUUCAGUUCCAUAGUGUGCAGCGUCCCCCACACUUGGCAGCAAAAGAGGAGCUCAGAUGAUGAUGGAGAGGAUGAAUCCACUGCUCAAGGGAACAGGCAAACACAUGACAACUUGUACAGGGUGCACAUGCCUAGUCUUUACAGCUGUGGGAGCAGCUACGGUAGCGAGACCAGCAUUCCGGCAGCAGCGCACACAGUCAGCAAUGCUCCUGUCACAGAAUACAUGAGCCAGAAUGCAAAUUUCCAGAACCCCCGCUGUGAGAAUACGCCUUUGAUUGGCCGAGAGUCUCCACCUCCCUCUUACACCUCCAGCAUGAGAGCCAAAUACCUCGCCACCAACCAGCCUCGGCCGGACUCUGGCAGUGUGCAUUAAAAACUAGAAUGUGGUUUAAGUAAAAAAUGGAACAAAACGUGCCAACUGCUGCCAUCCUUCGUUGUCCUUGCAGAACAACCCUGUUUUUUUCCUGCCCUGAAUCCAGCUCAGUUGUUUUCCUUGCUUCUCUACACCUUUGGCCUGGUACAUGUGCACUUGGGGUGGAAGCUUAUUACUGAUUAAGGCUCUGUUUACUUGCACCUGUGUGUGUAUGAGUGGAGAGAGAGAGAGACAAGGGCAUGCGUACACAUGUAGGAGGCUCACCAGUUCACCCUUUUUGCCCUGCUAUCUGUGGGAUCAGCUUUGGUCGACAGCCAAUUGGGAAAUUCCAAGCCGUCUGCCAUCUUCUCUUCCGGGCCUCUUUCUGAUUCAUAGAGGAUGAAAACGGUGUCAUGAGUCAAGCCUAGAAGAAGCGGAGCGUCUUACAGAAGCACUAUGUAUGUGACACAUUAAUCUAAAGAAGCAGUCUUUAAUGCGCACACCGUCAUAAAGUUCAUGUGACCCAGCUCUUUCAGUACAUUUCUCGUCUCUGUGCUACUCUAGAGAAGCAUUUCCUCCUUCCAGGAUCAACAAGUCUCCCACUUGGAAUACGGGAGGCCACUUCUUCCUUCCACUUUAGAAAAGAAGGCCUGCUGAUUCAAUCGUCCUCUUCUGUGGCUAUUGGAUACUUCCAGUACAGGUUUACUUCUCUCACUUUAGGCCCAGGUACAAACUCCUGGGGAGAAAUAGGGGGCUUCCUGCACCAGCUACCACAUGUGUGCACAUACUGUACACACACACAUGUAUGCAUGGACUCGCAUUGGUUGUGCUGAAUUUUUCCAUUCCGCUGUGUCAUUAUACCGUCUCAGCAAUCGGCAGACAUCCUUUCACGUUGAUGUAGAGACGUGAAGCUGGAGCCAGCAUUCCUUCUGGUGCCAAAAUAUUUCAGGAAAAUAUUUAAGGAGCAUUGGGCGGCAGGGGAAGCAUCUAGUCUCUGCAGUCACCCACCUGGCAUGAGUCUAACGUACAAAAAGAGCAAACAAAGUGUGCCAGCACUAAGGGGGUUCGAUGCGAAUGCUUUUGCUUUCCUCUGGCAAAUAGACUUACUGGUUGUUCUGAGUGUUGGGAUAUAUACAAGAUGCAAGAUCUUGGAAGCACUGAAUUUAGAUACAGACCUCUGGAAGCUCCAUACUCAAUCUUGAGUUUUACGCUGCUCCUUUGUCUCAGAUUUGGAAAGCAAAUACAUUGUGAAUGUCAGAACAGGUUUAAUGUUUGCUUUUUUCCUUUAGCCCAUCAUGCUAACCUCUCACCUUGGUUACACAAAGCACAUGCGGCCAGUUCCAGUUGCCUCUUAAUAUGUUGUGCGUGGACAGCAAAGAUCAGUGGCCCAUUGAGAAAGCUCACAAUUAAUGCUUGCCUGCACCAAUCCCAUAAUUGGUGCUCUAUUUGAAUAAGAACCAUUCUGGGGGGAGGGGAAUAAUGGAAAAUAUUCAACAGGGAAGGCUUUUUUCACUUUUAAUGCUUUGAUUUUUCAAUACUGUGUACUCCUACAAGAAGUGGCUAGAGAGAGAGAGAGUAAAAUUCCUUCCAAUGUCAGCUGAGAUACUACUUAGUUGCUACUUAGCGUGGCACCUUUGUUGUCAGAACUUGGGAGUUCUCAUUGAAGCUAAUGUAGAACUUGUGAGUUUGGACCAUGUAGUCAGUCUAGCAUUCUUCCCUUUGCUCAUGACAGUAUUACAGAAUUCUUCCGGACUUGCAAUCCAUAUCUCUGUCUCCCUUUGGCUUUUUGCCAAGGCAAGGGCUGCGUCAAUGCCUUUCUGUUAUGUUUCUGCACCUGCAAGGGAAAGGUUUCUAUGCCUUCCCCUUGUAAAUAGGUUGUUUCCUUCUCCCCUCCUUCCCAAGCCACUAGUGCAAAGAGAGGAGAAUAGAGUAGGUAAGUGCUGUCCAUACUGAUUCUAACAAAGCAACCAAUAAUUACAUUACAGUAACCACUGUGAGAAUUACCUUCCUCCAAGGCAUAGCCACCACUUACGCUCUGAAGACGAAGUAACAACUGGGCACACUAGUGGAUCACAAACUGCCAAAUGAAGAUGUGCUUGGUAUCUUGGAGUGGAUUUCUAGAAGGCGACCAUAUGGAGAAAUGUGAUGCUAUAAAGGCAAGCGGCAAGGUCUCUGAAUACUGCAUGGAUUCAAUCUGGGGCCUCUAGACUUGACAUGACAUUUUUUCAUCUUCCAUCAUGUCACGGCACCCAGCUGUCUCAUUGCAUGCAAUGCAGGACCUUGGUAUAAGUCUUUACUAAUGUGGGCAAGACUUAACUUGGCUUUUAAUCAAUUUUUUAAAAAAACAAAACCAAACAAUAUGGAUUCCUGGGUGAUGCCAGCAGCACAUGAAGAUUUCCCAGGGCUAGGGUAAAUGGGCCUACUUCAGAAAAAGAACUGUGUGUGGUCAUUUGCACUGGCACGAGGAGAAGUGCACGCAGUGGUGGCCUGCAAGUGAAGUAACUGCGUGUAGUCUCUUGUGCAAGCCCAGAGCAUCUGUAGUUGCAGCAUGUAUGUGGGAAUAGGCUUCUCAGGAGUUGUCAGCGUCUUUGGUUCUUCACCCCUCCCCACCCCACCUUCCAGGCCAGCUUCUAAACAGACUGAUUCCAAAGUGGUGACUGGCAGGUUUUGUCUCUUAGAUGGCUUGGGUGCCUAUCAGGACUCUUAAGCAUCUUUGGUAUAGCAAAAGACUUUAUUUUUCUCUGACCUAAUUUGUAUUUUGAGUAAUGUGAUGGAAAAUCUCAACACUAUAUUGCUUGGAAUGGGUCCUGGCUGAUUUUCUCAGCAACUCUCAAAUCAUUUCAAAACCAUCACCCUAACUUUGACUGUGUACAAAGUUCCUGAAAUUCUGGAGAAACAAGAGACUAAUGUCUAGUACUGCUUGGGUAGAAUCUAAAUGAGACAGUGGUACAUUGGAAUAGGAGAUUGGGGUGGUAAAGACUUUUCUUUCUCCUCACCCCCCCCCCAACCCCAGCACAUUCAUGGCCAUCUGCUUGUCUGGUGUAUUUUGAUUGUGUCUUGUUCUCUCUUCCCCCCCCCCUCCACCCAGCAUUGUCACAGCACUUUUUUUUACAACAGGAAUUGUGAACCAAGAACCUUGUCAAGCACACAAACAUCUCCACAAUGUGAAAUGUACAUAGCGCAUGUUGGACUCUCUUGUGUCCAGUGUUCAAGACUGCAUUGUAAUUGUUUUUUUAAAAAAGGAAACCGAAUCAA